This is a messenger RNA of Suillus subaureus, 1524 nucleotides long. RefSeq lists its product as uncharacterized. Bases 1 to 1524 code for a protein of 507 amino acids. The transcript has 10 exons. NCBI's taxonomy places the organism in Eukaryota, Fungi, Basidiomycota, Agaricomycetes, Boletales, Suillaceae. The record is from RefSeq and is a predicted model, not a curated record.
AUGUGUUGGGCAAUGCAAUUGUCCAACCACUCCGCACCAGCAGAAGUGCUGAGACCCAUCACGUCAGUGGGUACUGCACGAUAUGGCAAGUCGUCCAGCAUCUAUUCUUAUCACACCAUCAUACCACCAGUGCGAUCCGUUAGCGCUCCCAGUUCUCUCGAUAUCCAAACGAAGUGGAACUCUUAUCCGCACCCUGAAGGCCAGCUGUAUUUCCACAGAAGACUUUCCAACUACGACGUUGUGACAGAAGCCAAUAUUCAUAGGCAAGAGACCGAGAACCGGGUAGCCGGCUGCCUCAAGUUUAUCGAUGACACAAUCUUCCAGCAGCAAAUCAUAGUGCCGCCUUCGUCGGAGCUAUUCAUAGAGCUUGACGAAUCACCAUUUUCCUGUGCCUACUACUUCGUAAAUCAUGAUGCCCGCCGUAUCUUCUGGCUUGAGCAGACUUCCACGGAACUCCUUGAUAUGGGGACCAUAGUCUCCGACUCUCAUCUUGACACCGCCUUAGAAAGACUAUAUUGGGUGCACGUGGAAUUCUUCCCAAUGCACAUGUAUGCACAGGUGUCACCCCAGGUGGUAGACGAUCUAAUCGGCGUCAUGUCUCAUGGUGCAGCAGACCGUUUGACAUCCCGAUCGUCCACGUUUCCGUACACUGCGGAAAAAUGUAGUCAACUGCUGCAGCUGCUGUCUUUGCAACGAGGUCGACCCCUUGAUGGACACACAUUAUGCUUUGUUGCUCGUCUAUGGGGCGCAAUAGGUUCGUUGGAUGCUAAAAUCGUCUCGUCAAAUAUACUGAGGAACAUGGUAGAAAAUCAGCGGUUUAUGACUUAUUAUGGGCAAGAACACGCCCAGUUAGACAGACUACAAAUUAUGGCUCCUGAGGAAGAUAUGGAUCAUCAAUGGGUGAAAACCACUGCAAACUUGGCUUUGUGGGGAAUCCCCGAUCGAUAUUUCUUCGAACUCCGUGAUUUGUUUGCAAACGAACAGGUAUUCGUCGAUCAAUGGCAAAUUUUCAUGACCGCAUGUAUUUCGGAGUGGCAUACAGUAGUUGUUUGGACAUUCCCAGUGAUCAUUGCUAACCUCCUCUCUUGUCUUUUAUCUCGUGCUUCUUUGUCAUCUGCCUUGCCAUCGAUUGUCUCAGCGUCUGGGAGCCUCGCCACGGGAUCAAUUCUACUCCUUAAACACCACGGCCUAGAGGACGCCACUGCAUCAUUUGCCGCACGCUACCUGAGGGCCGCAAAAUCACGCUCAGUUGGGAUGCUCCCCUCUGCCAUUGCCUUCGGUCUGCCAAAAGGCCUCUAUCUAUGGAGCAUCGUCUUUAUGGUCGCUCACUUUCUCUUACUGGCGUCCCACGUGGUCGGCAGACUCGCAAUGUUUGGAGGCGCAUGUUUUUUGAUACUACUUGUUUGGGCUGCCCUGCAUGUUACAUCUCCAGAUGAGUACGACCAGAGUUCUAUACUUAGCAAAAUUCUGUGUCGCUGGCAUUCACUUCAAGGAGACAUUGAAGGGGCAGGUCUACCCGUAUGA